Messenger RNA from Selaginella moellendorffii, 985 nucleotides. RefSeq lists its product as uncharacterized. The transcript is spliced from 2 exons. The record is from RefSeq and is a predicted model, not a curated record. Lineage: Eukaryota; Viridiplantae; Streptophyta; Lycopodiopsida; Selaginellales; Selaginellaceae. Bases 54 to 854 code for a protein of 266 amino acids. Gene Ontology annotation, molecular function: protein binding.
AAAGCAUUACUGCACUUACGGAUUGCUCAUUAGGAGAGUCACAAAGUCGCAAGAUGGAUUGGAAGAGCUGGUUAACUCCAUGUAGCAUGGAGAAACAUGCCAUUCUGUUCCAUGAGAAUGAGCUAAAUGGGGAGCACAUCCCGGACUUCAACCAUGAUCUGCUCAAAAGCAUCGGUGUCAAAAAUGCAAGCGACAGGAUCAGCAUUUUGAAGCACAGGGAUAGCCAAAUCAGUAAGGCAUCGAAUGAGAAGGUCUCUAAGAUCGUGGGAGAUGCACAGUCGGACAUAAUCUCGCGGCUCAAGCAGAGCGGGGGCAUCAGUGAGGAAGUGCUGAUGGGAUGGGUCAAGGAAAAAUGGCCGAAGUGCCAGAGGAAUAUUUUGGUAAAGCAAGGGUAUCUUACCAAAGAUGCGCCAGGCCAAGGCCUUGCCGCUAUCUCAGAUGAACACAGAACGGAAUCCGGGAAGAUGCUGCUCGAAAAUGCAAAGGAUAUGGUGUGGGCUCUGCUGUUUGGAGACGCAGAGAGCAGCGUGAACCUUGACAGAGAUCAAAGAGAGCUUCUUUCUCUCACAGUUCCACAGAAGAAAGCAUACGCUUUCAACUUCUUCCAGGCGGUGACCGAGGUGGGCGUCUCGGGGACAUGGCGAGAUCCGGACAACGUGAGUAACGACAUUGGUGCACAUAACAUCCUGCUUCAGAUCGAGUUCGGCGACACAAGCUCCGAGCUUGUUGGAGAUGGAAUCAUGGUGUGCAUUCACCUCAUUAAUCUUCUCCAAGUCAACGAGCAGGUCCUGUAUGCUCGCAUGUCCAAUGUCGAGCAGAGCACCCUGCUCACAUCCCUCUACUUCCGGAAAUGAAUCCACCCAAAAGCUUCUUCUGUGACGAAUCAACCAAGUUCUGCUCAACGAUUUACGGUCUGGAAGCUCAAUAAUUAAAUUUCAUUUUAAGUUUGAAGAUAUUAAAUAAAUUCAAAUGAACUUGGAUCGCA